This is a messenger RNA of Prorocentrum cordatum, 408 nucleotides long. NCBI's taxonomy places the organism in Eukaryota, Dinophyceae, Prorocentrales, Prorocentraceae. The record is from the annotation of a GenBank genome assembly.
GGGCACGAACAAGGGGGAGGUCCAGAUCUGGGACGCGGCCCAGUGCCGGAAGCUGCGGACCAUGACGGGCCACCGCAGCCGCGUGGGCACCAUGGCAUGGAACGGCUACGUGCUGUCCACCGGCAGCCGCGACCACAGCAUCCUGCACCGGGACGUGCGCCAGCAGGCCCACUACAUGUCAAAGCUCACGGGGCACCAGCAGGAGGUCUGCGGCCUCCGGUGGUCCUACGACGAGCAGCAGCUGGCGUCGGGGGGCAACGACAACAAAGUAUCCCCAGCGCCGCCGCGCACGCAUCCCGCCGGGAGCGGCCGCGGGGGCGCCCCUCGGAGACGGCCUCGCCCCGGGCGCGCUCUUCGUCUCUGGCGGGAGGCCCGCGGAGUUCUGCGGCUCAGAGGGGGACGAGGUGC